AAAAGCACCACUUCGCCGAACACAAAGCUGUGGUGUCGUAAAAGCUGUUGUCUAAAAAUAUACUCCAUUUUUUACGGAUUUGCGUGUUAUAUUUAUGCUUCCCAUGCAGUUUUCCCGUUUGGUUCGUCGGCCAUACUCAAAGCCUAGGGCCCCGUUCCUGGUCGGUCGUGCGUUGUCUGUCUGGUUCCAGCUAAUUUCGUAACAAACAACGUCGCACGUCGGCUUUCGAGGCGGAUGUUGGCGCGAUAUUUUUAAAUCAUCACCCCCCGGUGCUGGUGCUGUGCAGUAAUUAGAACACCGGUUGAGUGCAACGUUGAAAAGAAUCUUUGUUGUGGUCGUGCUCUGAUUUAGCUCCACUAGCAAACCACCCGUUGUUGCGUACGGUCGGACAGUGUGAAGGGAUAACCCGUUCAAUAUCAGUAUGAAAAAAUCUUUUCAUCGUCGAGGCGAUCUGAUCCUACAGGAAAAACCGUUUGCCUGCGUUUUGCAACCACAAUACCGCCAGCAAAGAUGUGAUCGAUGCUUUAAGCAGGGAAAAGUGUUGAAAUGUUCCAACUGCCUGUACGUGCGCUACUGCAAUCGAUCCUGCCAGACGGAGGCUUGGCCGGAUCACAAGGAUGAGUGCGUCAAACUGAAGGCGCUACCGGCUGGUCUGGUCGUUCCGGCAGCGGCUCUCAUGAUGGCACGUAUUAUAAGACGUUUGCAGAAAGGUGGUGACUUUCAGAAGGGUUACUACACGCCGAAAUACUAUCGACGGUUUAAUGAUCUGAUGCCACAUGAGGAAAACAUCCGGAAGGACGCCAAGCGGAUGGAACACUUUGAGUCGCUGAGCGUUGUCCUGUUGCGUUUGCUCGACGAACCGGCCAUUCUGGCGGGUGGCGAAUUGCUGAGAAUUUACGGCAAGAUGUGUAUCAACAGCUUCAACAUCGUGGACAGCGAAACGAUCACCAUCGGGACGGCCAUGUACCUGGGCGCAUCGAUCCUCGAUCAUAGCUGUCGGCCGAACGCCGUACCAACGUUCGUCGGCGAUACGCUGCAGAUACGACUGCUGGAGGACUACAACGGGUCGGAGGUAGACUUUGGUAAAAUUUUCAUCUCCUACAUCGACCUUCUCAAUCCGGCCGAUGCGAGACAGAGCGAGCUGGCCGAUCGGUACUAUUUCCGGUGCGAAUGCGAGCGCUGCCGGGAUGAGGCUGAGAGGAAGCUUAUGAAUGCAGCCGCAUGCCCGAAUGCGGACUGUGACGAACCGCUCGAUCUGGAUGAUGGGCAGCUGGCCGCGUGUCCCGCUUGCAAGGCGGAAAUAAAGGAUUCCCGGAGGGAGCAGUUUGUCGAAAUCAGCAGUUUCACGAAGGAACAGUUGGCCAAAAUGAAAGAUGUUGCAUAUCUCGACGUUUGCCAACUUUGUCUCAAGCGACAAAAAGGAAUCCUACACCAGUACAACGUGUACUACCUGAAAACGCUCGAUCAUGCGUUCGAGUGUGCGAUCGAUAUGGAAAAGUGGACCGAAGCGAUCGGGUACGGUUUACGGCUGGUGGACGGCUUCCGGAAGUUCCACGGCCCGUACCACCCACUCUUCGGGUUGCUGCUGCUGAAGAUAGGCAAGAUGCAGCUGUACCUGUGUCAGUUCGCGGAAGCGAUGAAAAGUUUGCACGCAGCUGAAAAGAUCGUACGGGUAACACAUGGCGAUCAGCACGAUCUGUACCGGCAGCAGCUGGUGCCGUUGUUGUGUGACGCUGCGCGAGAGUUUGAACUGUCGGAAGAGGCCAGAAAGGGUUCGGAGAGUGGUGUGGAAAUCAGGGAGAUAUUGCAGUAAUGAGUUUUGUUGUUGGAUGGGGAUUAUGUUUCCCCCAUUGGAAUAGUUGGAUAAAUAAAUUAAGAGGAAAAGUUCUUGGUUAACAUUACCAAUCA
Molecule: messenger RNA, 1908 nt
Organism: Anopheles coustani
Lineage: Eukaryota; Metazoa; Arthropoda; Insecta; Diptera; Culicidae
Gene: Smyd3
Product: histone-lysine N-methyltransferase SMYD3
Exons: 5
Coding region: 422-1813 (463 amino acids)
Cellular component (GO): nucleus
Molecular function (GO): protein binding
Source: RefSeq, a predicted model, not a curated record